CUGGAGAGUCCGCCGGGUGUCACUGGCUGUCCAGCCGCCGUACUUGAUCGCCCCUGUCACUGGCAAAUAUAACCAUGAUCUUGCUUCUCCCGACAGAUUUCCUGUCCUUCUUGUUAAAAACCUUCUUCUCCUUGCUUGUGUGGAAUUCAACCUUCCCUUUUUACCAUUGUUAACCUCUGUCCUGACCGUACACGGAACAUUAUCUGGCUUUCACGAUGACAAUGUACUCCAUCCAAGGGCCCUGCCACUGGGUUGGAGACAAGAGUGAGACUGCGCCAGUGAGCAGCGUGACGGAAGCAAUGGCUCGCAUCAACAAGCUGUACGAAGCGGGAACGCCCUUUUUCACGAAACAGUCGAUCCGAGAGGUUUCAAAGCAACUCCAGCGAUCGUCUCUGUGCAAAGACAAGAUCACGGUCAAAGGCGUGGAUGGGGUGGGGGUCGAAUUCGACGUGCUGACGGGUGAGAUCCGCAAGGGCUUUGACUCGGGGGCUUUCGAACAUGAGAUACGGGAUCCGUACAUCGUUUACUGCGCGCGAGUGCACAUGACCCAGAAUCUGUUGAGGUGGCAUGGAAACCUGCCAGAGGCAACCUGCAGCCUACGGAUCGCCCACUGGAUGUCUCGACGGAAGAAAGACACAAAGGAGCCUGCGUAUAAUUACGCCCUGCGCGAGAGCCAGGUGGUCCGCAAAAGCUUCCGGGCGAGCAGGGAAUCCUGGGAGGCAAGUCAGAUGUGCAAAGACCUGGAGUCGAUCCUGGAGUCCGUUCCAAAAACACUGAACAUCGAAAGAGUGCUUGGAUUCUCCUGUGGCUCAAUGUCCAUCGACCGCAACUCCAGUCGGUCGGAAUUCCAGCAUGCGCUGAUCCUCACGGUGCGGGACUGGUUGAGGGACAGAAACGGGAGCGGCAGGGUCCCUUCCUACGUCCAAGAUCCAGUAUACACUAGCAUUGACAAGUCCACGCUCAAGGAAUCGAACGUCAUGGUUCUUGACGAUCCUCAAGCUCUCCUCGAGAUCGACGAUUCGUCCGUGGUGUUCUCAUGCAGCUCUAACAUCCCUAUCAAGGAGAUUGUCGCCGACAUUGCUCGACCAGCUGUCCUCAUCUGGGAACACGUGGGAGAGGAAGACGAAGAGACCUCCGACGAAUAUGGCGUGUAUGUGUGUCUUGUACCGUGCCACCCAAAUGCUGACAUUUAACUAGAACCGAUCCACACACUUCGCGCGUACGAGCAUUGAUGCAUCACUAUGAGGAGCAUGUCGUCGACUUGGGUACGAGACACUUUGG
This is a messenger RNA of Aspergillus campestris IBT 28561, 1281 nucleotides long. RefSeq lists its product as uncharacterized. The coding region runs from base 216 to 1193 and encodes 325 amino acids. Lineage: Eukaryota; Fungi; Ascomycota; Eurotiomycetes; Eurotiales; Aspergillaceae. The transcript has 2 exons. The record is from RefSeq and is a predicted model, not a curated record.